AUGAACACCGAGACCUGCGUUUCAUACAGCGACAUGACAUCCAUGGAUUCAUAUUAUAGCGCCUCUGCAGCAGCGCAAGGCAGGGAUCACCAGGCGGACCACUUUAGGACAUUCCCGGCCACUGACACCAAAUACAGCCCCACCGCCUUCCUGCCCAACAAAGGUCAGGCGUACGGAGAGAAGUCCCGGAGCCCCUUCCAACAGGAGUGCCAGUCAUUGGAUGCCGCCGCAGCUGGGCAAGGCACUUUCGGUAAAUACCACCUGUUUAUGCAGAGGUCGUCUUGCAAAACGUCCUCCGAGGAAGGCAAGCUGCACCCGGAGAGGGGACACAACGGAGGGCUCAUCCCCUGCUACGGUAAAGACGGUUCAGGUCUGACCGACAGCGAGCUGGCCCCGGACUCCGACCCGCCUGGAAUGGACACCAGCUACCUGACUCUGAAGGAUCAAGGUGUCAAGCCGGCCUCCGACAGGCUGCCCGGCACCGACCUAGCGAGCCCUAUGGACAAAGCCGAUGGCGGCGAAAGCAACAAAGGCAAGAAGAGACGUAACCGCACGACCUUCACCAGCUACCAGCUGGAGGAGCUGGAGAAGGUUUUCCAGAAGACGCACUACCCUGACGUGUACGCUCGGGAGCAGCUCGCACUGAGGACGGACCUGACUGAAGCCCGGGUGCAGGUCUGGUUCCAGAACCGCAGAGCGAAGUGGAGGAAGAGGGAGCGCUUCGGUCAGAUGCAGCAGGUCCGAACACACUUCUCAACCGCUUAUGAACUGCCGCUUCUGACGCGUCCGGAGAACUACGCACAGAUCCAGAACCCUUCCUGGAUCGGCGGCGGCAGUGCAGCGUCUCCUCUGCCGGGCUGCGUGGUGCCCUGCGACACUGUGACCUCCUGCAUGACCCCUCACCCCCACUCUGCCAGCGGGAUGUCCGACUUCCUGGGCGUGCCGAGCCCCGGGGGUCACGUGGGCCAGGCUCACAUGGGCAGCCUGUUCGGAGGGUCUCCUGGCAUGGGCGCGGGCAUCAACGGGUACGAUCUCAACAUGGACCCGGACCGCAAGUCCUCCAGUAUCGCCGCUUUGCGCAUGAAGGCCAAAGAGCACAGUGCGGCCAUAUCCUGGGCCACAUGA
Molecule: messenger RNA, 1125 nt
Organism: Pleuronectes platessa (European plaice)
Lineage: Eukaryota; Metazoa; Chordata; Actinopteri; Pleuronectiformes; Pleuronectidae
Gene: alx4a
Product: ALX homeobox 4a
Exons: 4
Coding region: 1-1125 (374 amino acids)
Biological process (GO): regulation of transcription by RNA polymerase II
Molecular function (GO): RNA polymerase II transcription regulatory region sequence-specific DNA binding; DNA-binding transcription activator activity, RNA polymerase II-specific
Source: RefSeq, a predicted model, not a curated record